Messenger RNA from Micropterus salmoides (largemouth bass), 2648 nucleotides. RefSeq lists its product as uncharacterized. Lineage: Eukaryota; Metazoa; Chordata; Actinopteri; Centrarchiformes; Centrarchidae. Gene Ontology annotation, biological process: cell surface receptor signaling pathway. Bases 996 to 2072 code for a protein of 358 amino acids. The record is from RefSeq and is a predicted model, not a curated record. The transcript is spliced from 10 exons. Gene Ontology annotation, molecular function: transmembrane signaling receptor activity.
AUUACUGCAGAUUUUUUUAACGUACUGUAGAAAAUUGCUAUAUUAAUUCUAUUGAGUUGGCUAUGGUGAUGUUAUUGUGAAGUUCUAGUUAUACUACACCGCUAUAGUGUUUCCUGAAGUCUUACUAUGGUUUUUCAAAAAAUUACUAUAUUAUAGGGCUAAUAUAGCUAAUACAAUAAAACAAUACCAAUAACAAUAACAAUACCAAAGCUGGUGAAAAAUAAAAUAGAACAUUAGAAACUUACUACAGAACACUAUACAUUUCUUAUGGUAUACUAUAGUAAAACUAUGGUUACUUUUCGUAAGGGUGGGGUUGGUUGGCACACUUAUCUCUGGCACAGAUUUUGAAUGUACAGAGAGUUUCUAACGUUAACAGAAAACCGGCUGAGACACAGGAGCUGUUAAAGUCCAGGAGUUUAAAAAUAAGUAAAAACAAUUAAUUUAUCAGUGACAUACAUAUAUGAAUACAGAAUUCCUGAGAGCCUAAGUGCUUUAUAUUCCAUUUUAUUUUUACAUUUUGAAAUGUGUCCCACCACCUGAGUUUCCCUUUACAUAAAUAUAGAUAAAGAUAUUUUCACCAUAGACUGAUGCAGAAAGAAAUCACCAGAAUUCAGGAACACGAAAAUGAUCAAUAACCCCAGACUACUCCACGUAAUAUGCAUGCUCUCUAAAGCUGAAACCAUACUUGUUGCCCUUGUACUGAAUGAAUAAGCUUCUAAAUGGCAUCAGUGAAUAUUUUCUGAUGUAUCCUUUUGUGUGAUGAUCAACAAGUACUUCAUAGAAUUUGCUCAGUAAAAGCGUGCAUGAACAAUUUUUUAAUCAUGAUGUUUAAUUUUGGAACGAAAGUUGUCAGAUGUCACAUGACAACACAGAAUGCACAGGAAGUGGUUCAUUAUAAUUUCUGCUCGUUUACUCUUUUAGCUGUCUGUAGGUGUACAUAAGAACUUGAUAGGUGCCUGUACAGGGUUUCACAAGUUGUUACAUUGCUUAUAAUCAUGAACAUAAUCACCGUUCUUCUGUGUGCUAUUGCAAAUCAGGUCACAAGCCAAACUAAUGAUAUUUUCCCUGCGAGGAUCCUGGCCCAACAGAAAACCAUAAGUGAGAACAGUGACCUUUAUGUAACCUGCAGCACAUUUGGGUCCAAGAAAGCCACAACGGUCCAUGUUUAUUUAUGUAAGGAUGACAUUGGAAUCACUGAAAAGAUCCAGAAGCCAGAUCAAACUGAUACCACCUUCAUCUUAUCCAGAGUUGGCCUUAAUCAGAGUGGAAGCUACAGCUGUGUUUACUCUGUGAGGAAUCAUUCGCUUUCCAAAGUAAACAAGAGAGGAGACAACAUCAUUCAGAUUCUGGUUAUAGUUAUUUCAGUAGCUGGGCCGUCCACUGUCGUUGAGGGAGACGCUGUUAAAUUCAGAUGCACUGUUACUGACACCCUGCAAACACUCGGUGAAUGUCAACUCAUCCAGGCUUACCUGAGGAGGAAUGAGACCAUCCUCCAAGUGCAAGCAUUUAACGUCAUGCGGUUGGAGGCGACUUUCACCAUCGAAGGUGCCGUCAUGAGGGAUUCAGGUCAUUACAGCUGCGUGGUGCUGCCAUCUAAAUGCAUUCAAGAGCAUGAGAAAACACUCAAAGGAAAUAACACAGUGUUACUCGAGGUCAAAGGGAGUUUGUUUAAUCAACUAAUUGUCUCUUGUGGAGUGAUAACCCUGGUGUUAUCAGGACUAUUGGGCCUGUUUCUGUGGAGGAUCAACAAACCAGACUCCUCAGCUUUGUGCAAUCCGCAUGCGGCGAGUCAGCAGGCAAAUACAGACAUGUUGGAGAACCAACAGGGGCAGACAGAGGGAGAGGAUCUGGAAUCAGAAGAUGAGGACUCUUUCAGCAUGGAGGAGGAAGAAGGGUAUCAGAAUGUUUUGGCUGCUGAGGACUCUUACUCUGACGAUUCUGAGGGAGUGUACAAUGUUGCAGAUGAUCCACCUGCAAGAAAUUCAAAUUCAGCAUGUUUGUAUGCCACAACCUCCAAACGGAAUAAAAACCAGAUCCAGAUCCAGGGCUCACCUGAUUUUAACUUCACUUAAAUGCACAACUGGAACACCUGCCUGUGUUGCACCCCUGUUUUGUUCAGUAUGUGUCACAUUUCAUUAAAAGUAAGGUAGGGUCAGUAUUUACAGUGAAUGAAUGACAUUGUCUUCUGGAAGUGCAGUGGCUGUGGAACAUCUGACCUCUGUUAUCACAGUCCACCUGAACAGCAGUUUAGCUGCACAAUGAACUGCUCCUUGUAGGAGAGCAUAGAAAAUGUUCUCAAACAUUUUUGACAGUUUGGGUAAAUUGCAUUGUUUGGUUUUAUUUUGUAAUGAACAAAGUGGAAAACAAAUCGUUCCUUGUCUUACAUUUAAUCAGAAACAUUUGUUCUUUGUUGUUAAAGCCUAUGACAGUUGAGAUCUGAAUAUAUAGUUGAGUUUGACACCAACCUUAUUUUUUAGUGACACAUUUGGAUUGUAUUUUGACAUACUGUAUAUGCAUACCAUUUAAGAAGAACCACAUGAGUGGUGGAAGAAGUACUCAGAUCCUUUACUUAAGUAAAACUACCAGUACAAUAUUGUAAAAAUAUGUGAUGUUCCUACUUUAUCAUUAAAAAACAGGAAUCAGCUGUG